AUGUGCGGUCGAUUCAGUUUACACGUACCCCCGACAGAGUAUAGUCGUAGGAUCGCCAUUGAUUAUGGCUUAAACAUUCAACAGAAUAGCUCUAGUACUUGGAAUCAAAGUUACAACGUUUCUCCUACUUCAAAUGUUCCUGUCAUCAACCAGAGCUUAGUCGUGAGAGUUUGUAGAUGGGGAGUUAUUCCUCACUUUUCUAAAGAGUCACAACUACAUGGAUCAAAUUACACGGCUUCGUUGAAAACAAUCAACGCGAGGUCAGAGUCCCUCGAAGAUGGCAGCUCUCCACUCUGGAACUCACUUAAGAGCUCAAAGAGAUGCAUUAUCCCCGUUGACGGCUUCUUCGAAUGGCUCCAAUCAGGGAGAGAGAAGAUACCUCAUUUUACCAAACGUAAAGAUGGAAAAAUGAUGAUGUUCGCUGGUUUGUACGAUACCAAGAAUUCAAAAAACGGUAACGAGCAGAAUAUUCAGUCCUUCACAAUCAUCACCACUAGGGCUUCAUCCCAGUUCUCAUCUGUUCACAGCAGAAUGCCCGUAAUACUUACCCAGCAAGGUGCUGUAAAGUGGCUUGACAAGUCUAAAAAGUGGGACACUGAACUUGCCCGUCUUCUCGAACCAUUCAAUGAUGACUUGGAUAUCUACGCUGUGACAAAGGAGAUGUCUAAGCCGGGUUCAAGCAAACCAAGCUAUGUUCAACCCAUCAACCAACGUAAAGAUGGUAUUAAAUCUUUCUUCGCUAAGCAAUCUCAAUCGCCCCAAAAAGACGGUGUUACUAAGGAGGAUUUGAAGAAAGAGGAAAGCGGUGAUGUGAGAAAGGAGGAAACUGAAAGCAAUCUCAAAAGAGAAGAUAAAGAAUUAAACACAGCUAUUAAGCGCAGCUUGGAAGAUGCGGGCGGUGAUUCUCGGAAAAACUACAAACCACUCAAGAUUGCUAAGAAGGAACAAGACAACAAGACACUGGAUGGAUUUGUAAAGCAAGGGUAA
This is a messenger RNA of Wallemia ichthyophaga EXF-994, 987 nucleotides long. RefSeq names its product UPF0361 protein yoqW. The record is from RefSeq and is a predicted model, not a curated record. Lineage: Eukaryota; Fungi; Basidiomycota; Wallemiomycetes; Wallemiales; Wallemiaceae. The transcript is spliced from 2 exons. Gene Ontology annotation, molecular function: single-stranded DNA binding. Gene Ontology annotation, biological process: DNA damage response. The coding region runs from base 1 to 987 and encodes 328 amino acids.